Messenger RNA from Pistacia vera, 3490 nucleotides. RefSeq names its product protein STABILIZED1. The record is from RefSeq and is a predicted model, not a curated record. Gene Ontology annotation, molecular function: protein binding. The transcript has a single exon. Bases 178 to 3267 code for a protein of 1029 amino acids. Gene Ontology annotation, biological process: positive regulation of primary miRNA processing; mRNA splicing, via spliceosome; gene silencing by siRNA-directed DNA methylation. Lineage: Eukaryota; Viridiplantae; Streptophyta; Magnoliopsida; Sapindales; Anacardiaceae. Gene Ontology annotation, cellular component: catalytic step 2 spliceosome; U4/U6 x U5 tri-snRNP complex.
UAAUUACUCGAUUCAGACAUGUGAAAACAAGCGGGCCUUCAAGAUUCAGAUUCAGGCCCAGCACCACUGAACCACCGACCUUCCUUCACCCCCUUCUUUUUUCUCUGUAAUGUCCACAAUAAAACCCUAGCAUCAAUCACCUUCUUCAAAUCAUUUGAUCUUGAUUCAGAAUCAAUAAUGGUGUUCAUUUCAUCACCCAAUUCCACAACAAUCUUUUUCAACCUAAACCCUAACACCACCACUCUUUACUCCCUCAAACAAAUUCUUCAACUCCAAACGCGCAUCCCAAUCUCUCUUCAACAUCUCCUAACUCCCCCCAACAAUUCCACCUAUGACGAUUCUGCCCUUCUCUCCCAUCUGGGCAUCACCUCUUACUCAACCCUGGCCCUCCACGUUCCUCUCCUAGGUGGUGUUGGUGGGACCACCCCUGCUGCUCCUCCGCCUCCACCCAGUAAGCCUCGCCUUGAUUUCCUCAAUUCAAAACCGCCUCCAAAUUAUGUUGCCGGGUUGGGUCGUGGAGCUACUGGGUUCACCACCCGGUCUGAUAUUGGGCCAGCCCGUGCGGCUCCUGACCUCCCGGACCGGUCGGCCACUACAAUUGGCGGUGCAGCUAGUACGGCUGGAGUGGGCAGGGGACGUGGGAAAGCUGGAGAUGACGAAGAUGAUGAUGAAGGGGAUGAUAAAGGAUAUGAUGAGAAUCAGAAGUUCGAUGAAUUUGAAGGAAAUGAUGUGGGGUUGUUUGCGAAUUCUGAGUAUGAUGAAGAUGAUAAAGAAGCUGAUGCUGUUUGGGAAGCUAUUGAUAAAAGAAUGGAUUCGCGAAGAAAAGAUAGGAGAGAAGCUAGGUUAAAGCAAGAGAUUGAAAAGUAUCGUGCUUCGAAUCCUAAAAUCACAGAGCAGUUCGCUGAUUUAAAGAGGAAAUUGUAUUCAUUGUCAGCGGAUGAGUGGGAUAGCAUCCCUGAAAUUGGAGAUUAUUCUUUGAGAAACAAGAAGAAACGGUUUGAAAGUUUCGUGCCUGUACCUGAUACAUUGUUAGAGAAAGCUAGACAAGAGCAAGAGCAUGUGACUGCUUUGGAUCCCAAGAGUCGAGCAGCUGGUGGAACAGAAACGCCUUGGGGUCAGACCCCUGUUACUGACUUGACGGCAGUUGGUGAAGGGAGAGGAACAGUUUUGUCAUUGAAAUUGGACCGUUUGUCUGAUUCUGUUUCGGGGUUGACUGUGGUGGACCCGAAAGGGUACUUGACUGAUUUGAAGAGUAUGAAGAUAACCAGUGAUGCAGAAAUCUCGGAUAUUAAGAAGGCUAGAUUGUUGUUGAAGAGUGUAAUUCAAACAAAUCCGAAGCAUCCACCUGGUUGGAUUGCAGCUGCCAGAUUGGAAGAAGUGGCUGGGAAGAUUGCUGCAGCAAGACAGUUGAUUCAAAGAGGUUGUGAGGAGUGUCCGAAAAAUGAAGAUGUUUGGCUGGAAGCUUGUAGGCUUGCAAAUCCUGAGGAGGCCAAAGCUGUAAUUGCUCAAGGUGUAAAAAUGAUUCCUAAUUCUGUGAAGUUGUGGUUACAGGCAGCGAAAUUGGAGCAUGAUGAUGUGAAUAAGAGUAGAGUUUUGAGAAAGGGAUUGGAGAAUAUACCUGAUUCAGUUAGGUUGUGGAAGGCUGUUGUGGAGUUAGCAAAUGAGGAGGAUGCUAGAUUGUUGUUGCAUAGGGCGGUUGAGUGUUGUCCUUUACAUGUGGAGUUGUGGUUAGCCUUAGCCAGGUUGGAAACUUAUAUUAAUGCCAAGAAAGUGCUUAAUAGGGCAAGGGAGAAGUUGCCUAAAGAACCAGCAAUUUGGAUAACUGCUGCUAAGUUGGAGGAAGCCAAUGGCAAUACCAAUAUGGUGGGAAAGCUUAUUGAGAGGGGAGUAAGGGCAUUACAAAGAGAAGGGUUUGUUAUUGAUAGAGAGUCAUGGAUGAAAGAGGCUGAGGCUGCAGAGAGAGCAGGGUCUGUGGUGACUUGUCAAGCAAUUAUUAAGAAUACAAUUGGGAUUGGUGUGGAAGAAGAGGAUAGGAAAAGGACUUGGGUGGCUGAUGCUGAAGAGUGUAAGAAAAGAGGGUCUAUCGAAACUGCCAGAGCCAUUUAUGCACAUGCACUCACUGUGUUUUUGACUAAGAAGAGUAUUUGGCUUAAGGCGGCUCAGCUUGAGAAAAGCCAUGGAACUAGGGAAAGUCUAGAUGCUUUAUUGCGAAAAGCUGUUACUUAUUGUCCACAGGCUGAGGUUCUUUGGCUUAUGGGUGCGAAAGAGAAGUGGCUUGCUGGGGAUGUGCCUGCGGCACGAGCAAUUCUUCAAGAAGCUUAUGCAGCUAUACCUAAUUCAGAGGAGAUUUGGCUUGCAGCAUUUAAACUUGAAUUCGAGAACCAUGAGCCUGAAAGAGCACGAAUGCUGCUUGCUAAGGCAAGAGAUAUGGGUGGCACAGAAAGAGUUUGGAUGAAAUCUGCUAUUGUUGAAAGAGAAUUGGGGAACAAUACUGAGGAGAGGAGGUUGCUUAAUGAAGGAUUGAAACAAUUUCCUUCUUUCUUCAAGUUGUGGUUGAUGAUGGGGCAGCUAGAGGAACGACUUGGUAACUCAGAACAAGCCAAGGAAGCUUAUGAGUCAGGUCUUAAGCACUGUCCUAAUUGUAUUCCUCUAUGGCUUUCACUUGCUAAUCUAGAGGAGAAAAUGAAUGGGUUGGGCAAAGCACGGGCAGUGCUCACGAUGUCUAGGAAGAAGAAUCCUCACAAUCCGGAACUUUGGCUUGCUGCAGUUCGAGCUGAAUCUGGGCAUGGAAACAAGAGGGAAGCUGAUAUAUUGAUGGCAAAGGCAUUGCAGGAGUGUCCCAAUAGUGGCAUAUUGUGGGCUGCAUCUAUUGAGAUGGUUUCCCGUCCUCAACGCAAAACCAAGAGUACUGAUGCCCUGAAGAAGUGUGAUCAUGAUCCUCAUGUUAUUGCUGCUGUGGCAAAGUUGUUUUGGCAUGAUAGGAAGGUUGAUAAAGCUAGGAACUGGCUCAACAGGGCAGUUACUCUUGCUCCGGAUAUUGGGGAUUUCUGGGCAUUAUACUAUAAGUUUGAAUUGCAGCAUGGAACUGAAGACACCCAGAAGGAUGUUUUGAAAAGAUGCAUUGCUGCUGAACCAAAACACGGCGAGAAAUGGCAAGCAAUUUCCAAGGCUGUGGAGAAUUCUCACCAGCCAACCGAAGCAAUCUUGAAGAAAGUCGUCGUUGCACUUGGGAAGGAAGAGAGUGCUGCAGAAAAUAAUAGACACUAGUAAGCAUGUAGUUUUGCAAAUGUUUACUGGUAGAGAAUGAUCUUUCCUAUCCUUUAGUUUUGGAGUGUUUGAUUUUGACAUUUCAAUUACGUACUGUAGUCAUCAAUUAGGCAAUUGCUAGAAUUCAAUCAUGUAAUGAUUAUUAGUUUGCGUUAUCUGGUAGCGAAAUUCAAUGUAUUAUGUUUACCCUUAAAAUGAUCAAUGACAUGCUUGGUUUGCAAUA